Molecule: messenger RNA, 645 nt
Organism: Peronospora farinosa
Lineage: Eukaryota; Oomycota; Peronosporomycetes; Peronosporales; Peronosporaceae
Source: the annotation of a GenBank genome assembly
AUGCUCGACCACUUGCUGCCACUCAUUUACCCUGAGUUUGAGUACUUUGAUGAAGCGAAUAAGGAAAAUCUUGGCUAUUGUAUCCGUCGACGUACUCGACCCGUAUCUUCUCAAGUAUCUACGCCGUCUCGGACACCUCCACGUCCUCCCAGACGCACUAACAGCAUCAACAUCGACGGUGGUGUGGUUUCCAACCGCAGACUUAAGCGUCGACGAGAAAUUUCGGAUGACGGCAGCGAAGAGCACAGAGAUGCUAAGAAACAGCACAUAAGGGGAGAUAUUGAACCAAUAGCCAAAAAGAAACAGGUGAAGCAAGAGAAAUUUGCAGUCAAACAAAAAGUGAAUGGAGAGCAAAGACACAUGGAGCCAGUGUCACCUUUAAAAAAGAUGCAGGAACCCAAAAUGUUGGCAAAGAAGGCAGCCGUGAAGACCAAAAAGAGUAAAAAGAACAAACAGACAAAGGUGACGGAACAUUCCACGCAGAAAAAGACAAUUCAAGUGUCCAAGAGUGCAAAACCAAAGCGAAUGCCGUUGCAGGAUAUCACUCAUCUCUAUGUGAACGAUCAUACACGUUCGUAUUCGUAUCAGCAGCGUGAACGCUUUGUAGCAGGACUGUCUACUUCUGUCGCUAUUCGUUUCUUAUAG